CGACGAAUCAAUCUUGCAUUGCACAGUCGUGGUGUUUUUUUCAUAUUAUAUUCUAAGUUCUUCUAUGCGUACUUCCAUAAAGUUUUCGUUUUAGUUUAAGGGGGCCAGCCACUGGCCAUCGAACUAUUUCAAUGCCGUGAAAAGUACAAUCACGAUGAGCAAAAUGUCCAAGAACAAAUUGAACCUGACCCUCCCACCGGGGUCUAUCGACACGGCCCCGGCUGCGACUCCAUCGAACAUGACUCCGCAGUUGAAGUCCGCCACAGCCACUGAUCGAAUGACGGGCCUCGCUGGAAAAUCGAAGAGCAGCAUCGAAGUCCUUACAGAGAGGCUGGAACAGAUUGAGAUGGAUGACACCCAGCGACGACGAAUAGAAGUGUUCCUCUGCCAGAAAGAGAAGAUCGGCGAACUGAGCGACGAUGACUUUGAGAAGCUCGGCGAACUUGGUCAGGGCAAUGGUGGCGUCGUAAUGAAAGUUCGCCAUAAGUCAACCGGCCUAAUCAUGGCGCGCAAGCUCAUCCACCUCGAAGUAAAGCCAGCCAUCAAGAAACAGAUCAUCAGAGAGCUGAAAGUCCUGCACGAAUGCAACUUUACCCACAUCGUAGGAUUCUACGGGGCAUUCUAUAGUGAUGGUGAAAUCUCCAUUUGUAUGGAAUAUAUGGAUGGCGGCUCUUUGGAUUUGAUUUUGAAGAAAGCUGGCAGGAUUCCGGAGUCAAUUUUAGGAACUAUAACCUCAGCAGUACUGAAAGGGCUCAGCUACCUACGCGACAAGCACGCCAUCAUGCACCGCGACGUGAAGCCCUCCAACAUUCUAGUGAACAGCAACGGCGAGAUCAAGAUCUGUGACUUUGGUGUCUCUGGGCAGCUGAUUGACUCCAUGGCUAACUCAUUUGUUGGCACUAGGAGUUAUAUGUCGCCGGAGCGUCUCCAGGGCACGCAUUACUCCGUGCAGUCGGACAUCUGGUCGCUGGGGCUGUCCCUAGUGGAGAUGGCUAUCGGCAUGUACCCCAUCCCGCCGCCCGACGCCAAGACCUUGGCGCACAUCUUCGGCGCGCAGAACGAGGACCACUCCCCUGGACAGUCCGUCUCGGCCAUCCCCGCGCCGAACUCCCCGCGGCCGAUGGCGAUAUUCGAGCUCUUGGACUACAUAGUGAACGAGCCGCCGCCCAAGCUGCCCUCCGGUCUGUUCUCCGACCACUUCAAGGACUUCGUCGACCGCUGUCUCAAGAAGAACCCGGAUGAGAGGGCCGACUUGAAGACCCUUAUGAGCCACGAGUGGGUGCGGCUGGCGGACGCGGCCGGCGUGGACAUCGCGGGCUGGGUGUGCAAGACCAUGGACCUGCUGCCCUCCACGCCCAACUCUAACGUGUCUCCUUUUUCUUCAUAAGCUGCAAGAAGUGCAUAAUUUCAACAGCGAAAAAGGGUCAAAACAUUUCCCAAGAAAGAGCGGGCGACACGAUCAGUGAAGAUUCGGGGUCCGAAGAGCAUUGAGGUCGGACAGAGAUAGCAGUAUGUCAACUCUAGAUACCAUUUCACUCACACGUCCGGCACUGUCAGGGUGAACUACCCGAUGAUUGGCAGUGAAACCAGUCGUCGGCUCCUAGUAUUGGAGGAAAACCUGCCUAGGGUGCCAACGAUAGGGUAGUUUCCCCCUAUGUAACGCACGGUUGACACCUGUCAAGGUGUCGGCUGUGGGUGAUACUGUGUCGGGCGCUACAGGAGUCAUGUUUGACGCGGUCAGUUUCGAAAACUGUCUUAAAAAAAUGUACGAUACAUAUUUUGAGGGAGCGAAAUGCGCUCUGAUUGAUGUCAAAAUGUGAUCAAUAUGUAAAUUUUCAAAGCCUACAAUUAAUCAUUAAUACAAAUCAAUCAUUAUUAAUAGAAUACUCAGACUACGUAGUACACUAUUUUGUUUGAGAAACGUUAGAGUGAUCCAUUUUAGCCAUCCAUAACAGUAAAGUAUCCAUUUAAAAUAUGAAAAAAAAAACUAGUGUUCUUUUGUUUGUUUUAUUCUAUCGCCAAGCUAGAAUAAAUGAAUAGAAUAUUCAUUUUGCCUUCAACGGCGAACUGACUUCAUUCAGUAGCUAUUCAUUAAUGAAACUUGUUCGUUGUGUAAAAUGUAACAUGUUUUCAUAAUUUUAAUCGAAAACAAGACACGAAAUUAUAAGGAAUAAUGUCGAAAUAAUGUCACGAAUUUAAUUCGAUCGAAGGCGAAGCGAACUGACCGCCGUCCGUCACAACUGAAACAUUAAACGAAACAUAUCACCAAACAAUUAGUACGCAUCGGGAGAACUGGCAUCAAAUACUCAAAAUUGAACAUUUAAUUUCUAGAAUUGGCUAAAUUAAGGUAAAUUUCUUAGGAAUUUCGAGUGUUACGCUACACUGGAAACUAAAUGUUUUUAGUUUUUGGGACUUCCAUCCAUAUAUCCCGUAUAUGGUAUGAGAUAGUGCCACCGACGGUAGUGUAUUGUAACACCGAUAGAUAGGGGUAAUAAUACUAAAACAUAGUGCAUUCGUGGACGAAUCGAGGUUUCGCAACGUAAAACGACUUAUUGAUAAAUGGUCAAGUAGAGUUGAUUUCACUAGUCGCAAGUCGAAAAAUGUUAGUAGUGUUUUGACAUAUUUUUCUUUGCUGAAAGUGCGUGAUUCAUGUCAGCUGAUACUCGUUAUUUGGAUAAUUUAAAGGAAGCCGCAGCACUCAAACGGGGCCGGCUCUGCGCCCGUGGGACUGUUGCGGCGUCCAUCUUUUGUAAUCUGUAAAAUACAGUCAUUUGUAGACUACACGAAAAAAAAAAAAAAUUAAAAAAAAAUCGGUAGCAGGGAGAGGUAAAUCAAUGAAGUGAACACCAUUCAAAGCAGCGUCCUUAAGGUUUAUGUCUAGAUAUUCUUGCAUACGAAGAUUUUUAAAUGAGUCGGUACAUCAUGUGAUAACGGUUCACGCUAUGGAAACCAUUGGUUCCGAGGAACGAUGCUUUGUAUGGAGAUUUGCAGUCUUCAUUAAGUUACUCCUCCCUGGUGGUAGUUACGUUUUUCCUCAUAUAUUGACGUGAUGCACUACUUUACGUUUGGUUUGUGUAUGGUCGCUUCGUUUUAGUCCUGUUUUGUCCCGAGCACGUGUUUAUUUGUGUAGUGUGAUGUGUUGUGUGUGCGGUUGGUUGGCUGCGUUCAGGCCCAUAAACUAUAUUUUCUCAAACUUGUAAUAAAAUGUUGACAUGACUUACUUCAAAUUAGGUCCGCAAAUACUACAUAUCAGGUGCGAUGAGUGAAGAUGCUAUGCAAAGGAAUUUCAUACAGCCUUACACAUCUAGGCCUGUAAGGCAACCUUCUUUUGUUUUUAAACGUAAAAUUAUGGCACGUCUUGGCAUUCAACCUUUAAAAACCUAUAAGCAAAAUUCUGCCAUUAUGCUUUUUUCCCUUUUUUGACUUUCUUUCUUUUUUUCUUUUUUGUGUUUGUUAAAUAUUAUUUCAGGGAUUCAAAGGGGAACAAAAAUUUCAUUAUUUAUGCGCUACGACGCACGGUUUAGGAGAUACAGCCCCAUUUUUUUUUUCAGUCAUGCAGAAAUCUGUAUAGGGCUGUAUCUCCUAAACCGUGCGUCGUAACGUAAAAAUAAUCCAAUUUUCGUUCCCCUAUUAAUAACCCCAAAGUAGUAAUAAUAAAACAGAAAAAAUAAUAAAAAAGAAAGAAAAAGAAAUGAAAAAAAAGCGUAAUGGCUUGCGUCGUAGGCGCCAAAAUAAUUACAUUUUUGUUCCCCUUCAAUACUCCACGCACUGAAUAACCUAUCACAUUAGGACAUGAAACAAUCAUCAUCAUUCCAUUUUUUUUAAAUUAAUUCUAAUCAAUAUUUGAGAAAAGCACUAUACAAAUCUCGGCGAGAAACGGGGUUGCCGGCCGCGUAUCCCUAUCCAUAUCUACUUUGCCUGCAACCCUUCGUUUCCCGUCCUCUAUAGUAAUGUACUAUUACCCUAAAGUUGCCUGCUGCUUACGUAAUACAUAAAUGACAAUUAAAAUUCAAUUAUAAAUUUAAAAUGGCCAUUUUUGGCUCGCAAAUUUAGACCUCUGUGGCUCCAGGUGUUAAUAGUCAAUAUUUAGACCUGCCUUUUUAACAGUUGCGUUAAAAACAUAACUACAUAAUUAUUAACAACAUCACAAAAACAUUAUAAAAUAUAUUAAAUUGAUAAGUUUCUAAAAAUUGAGUUAUAUGUGGCGGGUAACAAUUUGCAAAUUGGAUUCAUAUAAGCAGGUUCAAAGUAAGUAUUCACUAAAUUGUUCGCUAGAACCUGAAACACGUGGGUCUAAUGAUAAACAAGUUAAAAAUAAAACAGACAAAUUUUUUAAAAUGUAUGUUAAUAAUUUUAUGGGUCUGCCUCGCGCCAUGCUGGCCUGCCUACACAAGCUUUUCGUUUUUCUCACUCGCCGAUCGCCUUCCCCGCACGUAUGAUUGUUGAGUAUGUUCCUUUUCGCUUGUCCUUAUUAUUUGCUGGUUACCCUCAGUUAGAGUUUAUUUAUGGUGUUCCACAGUAAAGGGGAUCUUGAUAGUGGAUAUUUGACGUGAUUGCACUACGAAUGUCCCUUUUACUAGAGUAUAACUAUAGUCGUGCCGUUCUCGAGAAUGUUCUCCAUUUACUAAGGGGUAUGUUCUCGCGCGAGAACUUACCCCUUACAAAACGGAUAACAUUCUUGAGAAUAGCACAACUAUAAGUAUAACACAUUUAAUUGUGAUAAUUUUAGAGGUAUGCGUAUGAUUUACGUUAAAAACUCGCUUAAAUGCCUUCGAGGUAGGUUCUAUUUAAUAUAAUUCUCGCUAAAAUAAUAGGACUUAAGUUUAUAACUGACGAUUAUAAUUUUUUUUAAAUUCCUGUUUGUUAUAUUUUGUAUAUAAAAGGUUGACAUACUAAGGAUAUACAUUAUUGUGUAAGUAGGAUUGUAUCCUCGAUUUACAAUCUUAGAUAGUAUUUAAAUAAGUAUGUCAAAAGUUGUUGUUUAACUAUUGUACUGAAUUAUGUUUUAUUAUUCUAAAGCAUAUGUAGUUUAAAAUAGGACCAACUUUUCUCUAUCGACGUUGUGUUUUGAACGAACGAGACUUUUUGUAAGUUGAAUGGCGUGCCUAGAAUGCUUUACUGCGAAGGUACUACUAACUUAUAAGCCAAACGUAUGUUACAAUAAGAGACAGAUUCAAAUAUACUGUUGUGCUGCAAAAUGCACUUUGAACAUUGUCAUGUAACAUACGUUUGUUAUGCGUGGUUGUGCGGACACCAAAUGUCUAAAUUAAGAAAACCUCUACCUGCAAUAUAUGUGCAAUUUUUGACGCGUGCUUUUUUUAACCAAUAUUGGAGUUCUUUCAAGAGCUUUGAAACCUCAUAAGUAUUUACCUUAUGUGUUAAUUUUAGAUAUUUAUAGUAUAUGUUGAAAUUCAUUUCAACGUUUGGUUCACGAGACUUUAAUCAAAGCCGAAAUAAGUAUUUUCUAUCUUUAUCGAUAACUCGGCCAUAUGAAAUGGUGUAGAAAAAGGCACUUUGUCGUUAGUCUAAAAGUUCAUUGUUUAACUGCCUAUUUAUGACUGCGCCUUAUUGACGAUGGAUGAAGUGGAACUUUUGGGUAUGCAAUGCACUUUUAUAAAUAUGUACUUCCCAAUUUACCAAACACUAAGUACCACUCUAUUCAAGUUUCAAUAUUUCUUAUUGGUAAUAAACAAUUUUUCUGACGGUUUAAACUUUCUAUGGAGUUGGUAACUACGAUUUAAGCAGUAACUUAUUGUCAUCUGUCUUUAAGAAACCAGUAUAUUGUGAGAUAUCUAUCUCAGGGUAAACGGCAAUAUUGUUGACGCCGCCGUCUAUAUUAAUCAUUCAUUUAUUUUUAUCAAGGAGUGUCAGUAAUUGCGUAAUUUACCCUAUAUAUAAGAUUCGUUUAUUGUCUAAAUCUACAUGUGUAAAGUCUAAGACAAAUUCCUGCUUCGAAUAGAUGAUAUUUGAAUACAUAGACGGCUCUUUACGGCUUUAUGCGGUAACUCUGGUUACCAGCAGUUUUUCGUGUGGCAAUUGAGCUACCACAAAACGUCGCUUUGUAUAAACAGCAACACUUUUGGCUGUCCAUCGGUGGACCUUAUGAUUUUUGUAAUAAGGUCCACCGAUGGACAGUUAACAGUUUGGGCGAUGGUACAGCCGAAUCUUCAGCUGUCAAACUCAGGGAUAUGAGUUUUUCUUAGAUUUUACACGUCUUAUAUGAUCAAACUGAUCCAUGAAUCUUUGCCCUAUAUCAGGGGUUCCCAAACUUUAAUAGUCCGCGGCGCACUUGCAUAUUUAAAAUUUGAUCUCGGUGCCCUAACCUAACUUUUCGAAAUAGGUAAUAUGGUGAGGAUUGCCUUACGCCGCCCCCUUUUUUUACUGUCUAGGGCGUCGAGCCAUACAGUUUGGGAACCCCUGCCUUAUAUUAAAAUAGUUCAAUCUUAUGAAACCAGUUAGUGUUAGUAAAUUGUUCUAUUAUUCUAGAAUUUCAUCUUAGUUUCUAAGAAACAUUGUGACACCAAUUAUUUCUCAUAGAGAAAUUAUUUAUUUUUGGAUAAGUGAUUUUACUUGCAUUUUAUUAAUUUAGACGUUUUAGAUACAUUUUAGCUUAUCAUAAUUCGUUUUACUCGCAGUUAGUCAUUUUUAUGCGCUUAUAACAGUUAUAACUUAAUCAGAUUACAAUAAGUUUUUUUUUUACUUGUGAUUGACAUAAAUAAGACAUAAUCAUCGUAUGUGCAAGACAUAUUCAAUCAAUUCAAUUUAUUUAUUUAAUAGACAAGAAUGGUCCAUAAUGGUUAGUAAUGGAUAGUAUUCCUAUUAAACCGUCAAAAUUAACAAAGCGUUGAUAAUCGAUUGUCUGUAUCAAAAUAAGGUUGAUUCCACAGCUAAACUGGAAUGAACUGAUACCACUCUCAAAACUUCAAGAAAAGAGCAUACUCCCAUCUUAAAUUCCGGCAACGCACUUGCAACCCCUUAGGCGACGGUUAUUGCUUACCGUCAGGGAUUCGUCUACUUCUUUUGCUUUGCUUUUAUUAUAAUAAAAAUUGUCAUUUUUGCUUUUAAGAAGUAGACAAAAUUCAACAGAGAUUUACUUAGUUUUGUAACUUUUAAGAGUAAAGGGGAUUAAUAUCUUACACGUUAUCGUCUAGAGUGAGACCAAGCUAAGUUGGCAGCGAUUUUGAUAGAAGCUUGUGCUAGUGUUAAGUAAACGUCAUAAUUUUAUAGAUGUUUAACGUUUAAAAUAACCCUAGCGCUGUCUGGGCUGCCAAAAUCGCUGCUAACUUAUCUUGGUCCGAAGUCUAAUAGUACCUUAUUUUAAAUGCACGUACGGUGGUUACGAUAAAUGCGACGGACGAAAUUCCAAUAAAAGCAUUAGCGUCUUAAUUACGUUCUACUAAGGUCCGUUUUCCCAUACGACACGUUUUCGACAUAGGGUUAUUUAAUUGACCAUGAAGACAGGACUUGAUUGGUGUUUUUUUUAAAUCUCGUGUGAAAUCGCGUCCAACUUCGACUGUUUAAUGUAUAUCGCUACGUAAAUGUAUUGUGUCGUAACUUUUUAUUAUUUUGUAUAAUAUUAAGCUUCUAUGUUAGGUGUAGUUAUAAUUAUGUACAAAAUAUAUGUUAAUGGAAAACGA
Molecule: messenger RNA, 7637 nt
Organism: Cydia pomonella (codling moth)
Lineage: Eukaryota; Metazoa; Arthropoda; Insecta; Lepidoptera; Tortricidae
Gene: Dsor1
Product: dual specificity mitogen-activated protein kinase kinase dSOR1
Exons: 8
Coding region: 155-1387 (410 amino acids)
Biological process (GO): protein phosphorylation
Molecular function (GO): protein kinase activity; ATP binding
Source: RefSeq, a predicted model, not a curated record